Molecule: messenger RNA, 1863 nt
Organism: Penicillium maclennaniae
Lineage: Eukaryota; Fungi; Ascomycota; Eurotiomycetes; Eurotiales; Aspergillaceae
Product: LIM domain protein
Exons: 1
Coding region: 1-1863 (620 amino acids)
Source: RefSeq, a predicted model, not a curated record
AUGUCUCACCGCCGGUCAAUCUCACAGGCUCCAGAGGGGGGACCAUCGGGCCGUCCAUUAGCACAAGAGCCACGAUCGGUUUCUGUCCGCAAGAACGUGUUCCCUUCGCAAGUGUUUUCGCGCCCGGUGGCCGUGGCUGCGUCGCCCGUUCCGUCUUAUCGGGAGAGUCGUCAGCGACACCAGGAGAAGGAAGAAGCACGAUCUUUACGCGACGCAUUGCAAGAGGUGGGUCUCGACGAUGACGUGCGCAUUCAUCACGCUGCCCAGGACGAGGCCACGGAAUUAGUAUGGAUGCACCAGAACCCUGGUCAACAAUUCAAGAAUCCCUUUGCGCCAUACCGGAAUCCGGAUACAAAGAGGGAUGGAUCCAUCCAUUCUCCAUCUCGAAAAAACUCCGAGUCUUCCAACUCCUUCCGACACUCAAUUGCUUCUCCAGGAUCCUCAAGUGGUCAUUCAAGCCCAGAGUUCGCAGAUAGCCGAGACUCGAAAGAGCCGAAGCGAUCCUCCAUGGCCGGCACCUUGAAGAAGAACCUCAAGGUCAAUUUUGCAUUGCCCGGGGAGGAACCACCCCAGCCCGUUGUCGAUGCUGGCCCGAAGCCUCGGACAGUUAGCGGGGACUCCUCAAAGGGCGUCUUCAAGAACCCGGAUGAUCAUAUCUACGAAGAGCCCAAUGACCCUGUCAAAGAGACACCUGAAAUCAAGCCUGACUUCUUCAGGUCUGACUCUUUGGCUUUGAAAAACAAACCGCCCAACGCUCUUCCACGUGCAACGAAACCUCUACCUUGGCUGCGUGAUCGCAAGUCCGCUGGUUCCGUGCGAGACAAGAUCUCCCAAUUCGAUAUUCAUAAAAACCCUCCCACGCAAUCGCACAACCCUGGUUAUAUUCGGAACGCUCCAGCUCCAUCGCCACCUCCUUCCCAGGAGCAACCACCAGUGCCUACGAGAGAUGGCAAAGAGAUUCGAAGUGAUGACAUUCGAGCAGCCACGAGCAAAAGACUCGCCGACAGAAGCGAGAAAUUGCCCAUGCCAACAGCCGUCAGUGAUCGAUUUGGAAGACCAAUCGUGAGUUUUGACCCGAAAUGGCAACCUAGUGAUCUACCAAAGCCCAUUCGUCAAAACUCAGCGCCAGCUGUUCCGGUGCCCACCAUUGAGAUUGCAGCCCCUACUAUUGAAGUGUCGGAGCCGCCGUCCAUUCCAGUGAUCAGCGUACCCGACAUCAAGGAGCCGACUAUCGCUGAGUACAGCGAACCCACUCAGCAGCAACCUAAGUCUGCGCGACCUCUGCCGUCAGCAAAUGGACACAGCCGCCAGGCUGCCCCAAGAAGACAAGCGCAAGAUGCACAGACCCGCACGUAUACCCCAUACACUCGGUCUGGCGUUCCAACUGCCAGCUGCAAGGCCUGCUCCCACGGUAUCUCCGGAAAAAUCGUGACUGCAGGUGGAUGCAGAUUCCAUCCGGAAUGCUUCACCUGCCACCACUGCCAGACUCUUCUUGAAUGUGUUGCGUUUUACGAGGAGCCUGUGGCCAGCCGCGACGAAAGACGUGCGAAUCACCCCGAAGAAGAUGACGGGGUCCCUCGAUUCUAUUGCCAUCUGGACUUCCACGAGAUGUUUAGCCCUCGCUGCAAGAGCUGCAAAACCCCGAUCGAAGGCGAAGUUGUAGUCGCAUGCGGUGCUGAGUGGCACGUCGGCCACUUCUUUUGCGCUGAAUGUGGUGAUGUACGUUGUGCUCCCCAUCUCAGUGAAUCUGUGCUAACCACUUUCUCCCAUAGCCCUUCAGUUCUACAACACCAUUCGUCGAAAAAGAUGGCUUCGCAUGGUGCCUCCAUUGCCACUCUCGCCGCACCGCUCCCCGCUGCCUAG